Opisthorchis viverrini is the source of this 5646-nucleotide messenger RNA. RefSeq lists its product as hypothetical. The annotation marks the transcript as partial. Gene Ontology annotation, molecular function: RNA binding. Lineage: Eukaryota; Metazoa; Platyhelminthes; Trematoda; Opisthorchiida; Opisthorchiidae. The record is from RefSeq and is a predicted model, not a curated record. The transcript is spliced from 18 exons. Gene Ontology annotation, biological process: DNA integration; regulation of DNA-templated transcription.
CAUUACAACGAUACGCUCAAGACUGAUUUUUCCAAAUUUGAUGAUGGAUGGAAUGUCAGAACAUCGCUGCAAGAACUCGGCACACCGGAGCAUGAACGGUUCACAAAUUUCAUUCUCCCCAAGCUGCCCCGCGAACUCAGCUUUAAUGAAACUUUCAAAGCACUGUCCCAGAUAUUCGGCUAUCAAACAUCACUGUUCAGUAUCCACUACCAAUGCCUAAAGUUGUUCAAGAAAGAUGAUGAUGACUUCAUCACUUUCGCAAAUGUCGUCAAUCGGGAAUGCGAGCGCUUCAAGCUCAGCUCAAUGACGGAGAAUCAGUUCAAGUGCCUCAUUUGUGUAUCCGGUCUCCAGUCAUCCCAGGAUGCUGACAUCAAAGCCCGGCUGCUUAGCAAAAUUAAACGGGAUGCCGAAAUGACGUUGCGGAAGCUCAUCACUGAAUGCCAGCGUCUCAUCAACCUGAAGCAUGACACGGCUAUGAUCGGUCAGUUACCUGUGACCUCAAGCAGCUGCGUAAAGGCAAUCAACUCCAGCGCGCCCAAAAAAUUUGACAAGAAACCCAAUCAAAGACAAAUUAAACCUCCCAAAAUUUGCUGGCCUUGCGGUGUGUGGCAUUUUGCUCGUUAUUGCCGGUUAAGGCGUCACAAAUGCUCCAGGUGCAGAGGUCGUGGCCACAAAGAAGAUUCGUGUCGACCUCAAAGACUGCAGCCACCCGCACACCACCGUGCACUUCACAAAUUGCUGUGCAACUCCGUGACGGCAACAUUCAAAAUUGAUUUUGCUUGCCGAAGGAACUUCCUGACGGUUUGCGUCAACGACCAUCCAGUUCGUUUGCAACUUGCUACGGGCUCCGAUGCCAAGCUCCUCAGUGAACGAACGUGGAAACGAAUCGCACCCGGACAAACUCAUUUGCCAAAGCGUUCACUGGAGCACCUCCUACAACGUUAUGCGUCUGUAUUCACUGACGAGCUUGGACGGUGUGCGAAAGCAAGAAACAAACUGUGCCUCCUCUCCGGCGCCAAGCCAGUCUCCAGGCCAAAACAUCCAGUACCGUAUGCAGCCUUGCCUAUUGUUGACCAAGAACUGGACUCGCCUCAGAAGGCGGGUGUUCUCCAACCGACCAACUACUCUGUUUGGGCCGCAUCUAUCGUGUUGGUGAAGAAGGCUAACGUGUCCAUCCGGUUGUGCGCAGCUUUCUCCACCGGUAUCAACCCGGCGCUGGAUGCCCAUCAAUACCCUCUGCCUCUUCCAGACGAAAUGUUCGCGAAACUGAAUGGGGAAGGUACCGUGAUCGCAACAAUUGCCCUGGAACCAGAGGUUAACCACGUAGUUUCCGAAGCUGUUCGCAUCCCCUCAGUGACUGCCGACAUGGUCCGCCAGGCUACCGAUCAAGACCCUGUGCUACAGAAAGUCAUAAAGUACCAUCGCAGUCAGUGGCCGCGUAACUGCCAAAAAGACGAACUAAGGCCUUACUUCAACCGGCGUGACGCAUCAUCACUAGCCGACGGAUCCCUCUUGUUUUCAGAACGUGUGGUCAUCCCAAAGAAGUUACAACCAGCCGUCCCGAAUCAGUUCCAUAAAGGGCACCCGAAAACAAACAGGAUGAAGGCCCUUGCUCGGAGUUAUGUCUACUGGCCUUUGAUGGACUCCCAGAUCGAGCAAGUCUCGAAAUCUUGCCUGCGGUGCGCUGAAGCAUCCAAGUCACCGGUGAAAACCUACCUAAGCUCGUGGCCGCAACCGACCGAACCCUGGUCUCGUCUUCACAUCGAUUAUGCAGGUCCAGUGGGUGGCCAACACUUUUUGGUCGUGGUCGACGCUUACAGUAAGUGGCCGGAAAUCGUUCCGGUGAACAGCCACACAACUGCCAUUACAGCCCUGGAACUCCGGCGAUUGUUCAGUCGUUUUGGAACGCCAGAGACAAUUGUAUCCGACAACGGCAGUCAGUUUACGUCGUCGGCGUUCGCACACUUUUGUCGGGAGUAUGGCAUAACGCAUAUUCGCUCGCCGCCGUUUCAUCCACAGUCGAACGGCCAAGCGGAACGCUUUGUUGACACUCUCAAGCGGGCACUUCAGAAGUCCAGGGGGGAGGGACCAACGGAAGAGAUUUUGCAAAGGUUCCUGCUGGCAUAUCGAGCGACGCCAAACCCCAACUCACCUGACGGAGUAUCACCAGCAGAGGCACUGCUCCGAAGAAGGCUCCGAACACCGCAUGACACCAUCCGGCGGCAAAAAAGGCAGGCUAGUCACCGCAACACCAGAAUGGAGGAACAGUUCAACCGGCAUCAUGGAGCAACUGCAAGCUCAUUUAGCGAAGACCAGAGAGUGUUGGUUCGUGACUUCAGCGGCAGACAACCUACGUGGACUCCAGGACUCAUCCUUCGCCGGCGCGGCAAAGUGCUCUACGCGAUUCAAGUUGGUCCAGCCAAGUGGAUACGCCAAGCGAACCAAAUCCGGCCGACAGAUACGCAGAUUCUACCCACGGGACCAAGUACCGCUGUUGGGUCGCAUGUGCUUCCGCCGUUCCGGUUCCUCCAGGAGAACGCAAAUGGCUGGUUUCUGCGGCGGUCCCACAUAUUUGAACUUUACGUAUCUGAUUAUCCAGUCCUCGGGGAUGCCAAACAGUUAGCUUGCCUUGAACAACCGUCCACUCACAGAGCCUGGUUCAUACCAGAUGUCUCUGACGCGGAGAUCUCGAUAGACGGUUACUCUAUUUUUCGAGCUCACUCAAAACGAGGGGAGGCUGGCUGGGUUGGUCUGUACUUACACGCGGCCCUACCAAUCCCUAUUGUCCUCUCUGACACCACCCGUGCACCCUUUUGCGAUGCACUGUGGGUCCGAAUCCCGCUGCGCAGGUCCGACUCUCUCCUUCUCGGCGUGGUCUACCGCAGCCCUUCGAGUCGCCCUGAAGAUGACCAAUUCCUCAUACAAACCCUUGAGCAACUCUACUCUAACUACCAUUUCACUCAUCUCCUGCUGGCAUUCGCCGUUUUACGGAUGAUCCGACGUACCUUCUCCCGUAUUAUUCGCAUGGACUUCCAAAUACUCUAUGGGGCCUACGUCAGACCGCUCCUGGAGUACGCCAACCAAGUUGUCUACUCAGGACGUACGAAAGACGUUAUCCUCAUUGAGCGUGUCCAGCGGGCCGCCACGAGAAUGGUUGCCGGCCUGAAGUCCGUGGACUACGAAACGCGUCUCGCGACGCUUGAUCUCUUUCCCCUGGAGUGCCGUCGCCUCCGAGGGGACCUAAUUCUUACCUACGCCCUGUUUGAACAAAGCUUGGCAAACAGUCCGUUGGCUGCGAACCGCCAUCUUGCAUCCUCUAUGGCAGGUAACGAGGCUUACGCGAACGCCAUAGAACGGGCGAAACAGAUAGUGUCGAAGUUUUCUAUGUCUGAUGAAAGCUCUGCUGCCACUAAUGGAGGUUUGGCUGGCAUGAAAAGACCUGCUCAGGACGACAGCUCAUUCGCUAGUACUGAAAAACGUCCCCUUGUAAUGGAUAAAGUUGCUGCCGCUACGGAGGUUGCCGCGCGUCUCAAUCAGAAGCUGACAGGCGCCCAACCCACGUCCAACCCCAGUGUAUCUGCUCCCUCUAAUACGCCCCCCAACCAAUCAACUGCCCGCAUUGUUUCGACAGAAACCUCAAUCCCCGAUCGCUACGUCGGUCUUGUCAUCGGAAAAAGAGGUGAACAGAUAACGUUGCUACAAAACGAGUCUGGCUGCAAAGUACAAAUCUCUCAAGCCGGCACUCCCGAACGGACGGUCACCCUCACCGGAACUAUGCAUCAGAUAGAGCAUGCAAAACAAUUAAUUGGACAGAUAAUCGAGCGCGCUGACAAAAACGGGCCUGUCACACCUACUGUCUAUCCCAGUAGUGGGAACGUUACGACCAUUGAGAUGAUGGUUCCGGGACUCAAGGCCGGUUUGAUUAUAGGGAAAAAUGGUGAAACUAUCAAGAGUUUACAAGAGGAGAGUGGUGUUAAAAUGGUUCUGAUCCAACAGAGCAACAAUCCGACGCCCGAGGAUAAACCCCUGCGCAUUACUGGAGAUCCCGCUCGUGUGGAAAAGGCUAGACAAGCAAUUCUCGCCUUGAUAAACGCACGCGAUCGUGGUGGACAUAUGUAUGGAUAUGAUGGCCAGGAAACUACGCAGUAUGCGGUGCCCGCAGAGAAAGCAGGCCUGGUGAUUGGCAAAGGAGGCGAGUCUAUUAAAGAGAUUUGUCGCGUCAGCGGAGCGCACGUUGAGAUAUCAAAGGAGCCUCCUCCCGAUCCCACAAUAAAAAUCUUCAAUGUACGCGGUAAUCGGCAGGAAAUAGAUCAAGCAAUAAGGAUGAUCUCAGAGCGAGCUGGUAUUCCCAUGACACGGCCAGCAACGGCUGGUGCAGCAUCCGGUCCUUGGGGUCAAUAUGGCUAUCCCCAAUCAGACCCUUGGAGCAUGGGCGCAACCAACGGCGCGGCUUCUGCCUCUGGAAUGCCACCACCAACUUUCAAUCCAUACACCGGACAGCCGGAUUACAGUGCUGCAUGGGCUGAGUACUAUCGGCGUCAAGGCAUGCACGAUUACGCAGAUGCAAUAGUGCGACAGGCGCAGCAGCAACAAGCAUGCGCAGUACAGCCCGCUGCACAAGUUCCAUCUGCCACCAUGGCACCACAACAACCAGCCGCCCCUGCCGCUGCCCCUGCGAUAGUGCCAGUACAAGGACAGCCCGCUACCCCUGGGCAGCGCGGCGAACAUAUGUAUGGGUACAAUGGUCAGGAAACUACACAGUAUGCGGUACCUGCGGAUAAAGCCGGUCUAGUGAUUGGCAAGGGAGGCGAGUCGAUCAAGGAAAUCUGUCGUGUCAGUGGUGCACACGUCGAGAUAUCGAAGGAACCAUCCCCAGACCCCACAAUAAAGAUAUUCAAUGUCCGUGGCAACAGACAGGAAAUCGACCAAGCAAUGAGAAUGAUCUCGGAGCGAGCAAGCAUUUUCGGUCGUCCCACAGCAGUGGGUUCUGCCUGCGGUCCUUGGGGUCAAAGUGGUUACUCUCAACCAGAUUCUGGAGGCAUGAACAAUACCAACGGUGGGACUGGGAUGUCUGCACUGGCCUUCAACCCAUACGCCGGGCAACCAGACUACAGCGCUGCAUGGGCUGAGUAUUAUCGGCGCCAAGGCAUGCACGACUACGCGGACUCGAUAGUGCGGCAGGGGCAACAACAACAACAACAGGCUGCACAGGUCACCUCUAUUGCUAUGAUGCAACAGCAGCAUGGGGUGGCACCUUCAAUGAUCUCUGUCCAAGGACAACCUGCCACACACGAACAGUAUGAGUACAAUCAACAGUGGCAACAAUGGCAACAAAGACAGGCAUGGCAGCAACAACUAGGUGGUAGUCCAAACCAAUCCACCGGUGUUUAUGGGGCCUCCCAGCAGGUGCAAGCAGCUUCAGCUCCUGGUUACCCUUCGAUGCCUCAAUGAGCCUCCACCACUGCCUCACUGAUAUAUCCUACCAACGAUGUUGUAAACAUUUCAUGUUUUAAAUAGAUCAGGCGCAGGCUCAUACCGCCAUUUUCAUUCGAGUUUCUAUUAUGGAGAGUGUAGUCUCUGUGUGGAAACAUUCGGGUUUUGAUCGUUCUUGUUGAAAUUUUUUGGUCAUGAAAAGUUGUAAUUGUC